AAACCAUAUUUCACCUACAUCUCCGUGUUCUUUAAAAUUAUCAAGUUCUUCUGAAUAAAUCCUCUCCCAACUGAAACAUAAUUGUGACAUAAAGUAAUGCUUAUCGAGUGUUUCACAUUUACGAAUACGGUUACUCCCGAGGGAGUUAUCGCGGCGACAGCAGAGAGCGUCUGCCGCGCUCUAGGUAUCGAACGCGAGUGGCGCGGCGCUGGGUGCCGCGACGCUUAUAUAAAUGCGCGGCGUCGGCAGGCGCGUUCAGUAUGUGUCAUGCUUUGCGAGCGCGAGCGUCGUCUGUGAUGGCGGCUCGAGUGCGGUUGAAGAUGCAAUGCGGCACCGUCGUAUUGCUCCUCGUUGUCAUCAUCGUGGUGUGUGGUAUGGAUCUUGUGUGUGGAAUGUUCGAGCAUCGUCACUGCAGUCACCAGCAUCCCCGGGCGCACGAGGUUGUUCAUGGCGUUCACAUAGAACCAGCACAUGAAGUGAAAAAGCGGAGUAUCAGUCAGCCGGUUCGGAUCUUGCUAUCGUACGAUGAAAGCGUCUACAGGCUGGAUGAUGAGAAAUUGGACCUCAUAAAUAAUACUAUCUUACCGGAAGCCGUACACUUUUGGGAACGAGCACUCAUGGUCCGUGAGACAAAGAGCACUAUUAGAUUGAGCAGGAAAUGCGAAAGUAGUCAAGUGUUCGUCAAAGAUCAUCACACUCACUGUAUAGAUACCUGUCGAACUACUACAAUGUGCGGUGAAGUAGUCGUGCCCGAAGAUCAUCUUGACGUUUGUAGAACAUGUAAUGCAACAGGACAUAAUUGCGGUAUUGCUGAAGGAAGUAGGGCAGGCCCAGGUAUAGAUGGUGCCGAUUUUGUCUUCUAUGUAUCCGCGAUGCAAACUGCAAGAUGCCAUAAAGGAUUAACCGUGGCUUAUGCAGCGCAUUGCCAAACAGAGGCAGCGUUAGAUCGACCGAUAGCUGGUCACGCCAAUUUGUGUCCGAAUAGCAUAAGCACGAAGCCACAGGAACUAGAAACAUUAUUAAGCACGGUGAAACAUGAGAUAUUACACGCACUGGGAUUCUCUGUAAGUUUAUACGCUUUCUACCGAGAUGAGAAUGGUGAGCCUAGAACUCCAAGGAGAAGCGAUACAGGGAAACCGAUGUUAAACGAAAAAUUACAAACGCAUCAGUGGAGUGAAAACACGAUCAGAACGGUCGUUAGACGAUAUUGGCAGGUACACGGUGGUUACGUGGAAAGGUCGAUGCAGAUGAUAGUCACGCCGAGGGUUCGUGCUGAGGCUCAGGCUCACUUCAAUUGUCCAGAACUAGAAGGUGCGGAAUUAGAAGAUCAGGGGGAGGAUGGCACGGCACUGACGCAUUGGGAAAAACGAGUCUUCGAGAACGAAGCGAUGACAGGAACACAUACGCAAAAUCCCGUUUAUUCGAGAAUAACCCUCGCCCUUAUGGAAGACACUGGAUGGUACAGUGCAAAUUACUCAAUGGCUCAAGAACUGGGUUGGGGGAAAAAUCUUGGCUGCGAUUUUUCGAUGAAGUCGUGCAAGGAAUGGAUAUCUUCGAAAUCUUCGCGACUAUCAGGGAAGUCUAUUCAUCCCUUUUGUAACAAAGUAAAACAGGAUCCGUUGCAAACCGAAUGUACCGAUGAUCGAAGUUCGGUGGCGUUGUGUAAUCUAAUUAAAUAUUCAUUGCCUCUGCCUAAAAAGUACCAGAACUUUGACUCUAUCCCGCACGUACCAGCUGGAGAGGAACAAUAUUAUGGUGGUUCAGUAUCUCUGGCAGAUUAUUGUCCGUACAUUCAGGAAUUCACAUGGAGAGCUCGAAACAUAGUAGUUAGAGGCUCUCAUUGUCUCUACGAAGAGAAUAAUCCUCAUCCAGACAAAAACUUUGCUCUGGAAAAGUAUGGCUCGCAUUCAAGAUGCUUCGAUCAUACAAACCAAAUGUGGGAAGAAAGGGCUUGCAAACAAGCUCGGCAAUGGCAGCAUUGGGGUUCCGGAUGUUAUCAGUAUAAAUGUGAAGCUGGUAGAUUACAUAUAAUGGUUGCAAAUUACACAUACACGUGUUAUCAUGCUGGUCAAGAAAUAACUAUCAGAAUAAUACAAAAUGGUUGGCUUCAUAAAGGAGCUCUAAUUUGUCCUCCAUGUAAAGAUAUCUGUCAGGCGGAACUGAAAGAAAAACACGAAUACUGUAAGCCAGGAGAUGAACAUCCACCUGCGACGUAUUAUCACAGAGACACUUUGCAUUGUGCGUCCGCAGGGACACUUACAAAUUUCUCAUUAUUUGUUGUUUCAAUUUACUUCUUUGUUUUUAGAUGA
Bombus impatiens (common eastern bumble bee) is the source of this 2309-nucleotide messenger RNA. RefSeq names its product leishmanolysin-like peptidase (gene Invadolysin). The transcript is spliced from 15 exons. The record is from RefSeq and is a predicted model, not a curated record. NCBI's taxonomy places the organism in Eukaryota, Metazoa, Arthropoda, Insecta, Hymenoptera, Apidae. Bases 261 to 2309 code for a protein of 682 amino acids. Gene Ontology annotation, molecular function: metalloendopeptidase activity. Gene Ontology annotation, cellular component: cytoplasm; membrane. Gene Ontology annotation, biological process: proteolysis; cell adhesion.